Prorocentrum cordatum is the source of this 171-nucleotide messenger RNA. The record is from the annotation of a GenBank genome assembly. Lineage: Eukaryota; Dinophyceae; Prorocentrales; Prorocentraceae.
GGCCCGCCGGCGAUGGAGCCCCCCGAGCUGGACGAGGCCACCCUGAUGGAGAUGGCGGAGUUCAUCGCGCAGCGGGGCAACAGCGUCGACUACGGGAAGUUCGCCAGCUCCUUCACGAAAGUGAAGCGGAAGCAGCUGGAGGGGCACUUCGACAUAGUCUUCGAGAACAAG